Drosophila takahashii is the source of this 2841-nucleotide messenger RNA. RefSeq lists its product as uncharacterized. NCBI's taxonomy places the organism in Eukaryota, Metazoa, Arthropoda, Insecta, Diptera, Drosophilidae. The record is from RefSeq and is a predicted model, not a curated record. Gene Ontology annotation, biological process: proteolysis. Gene Ontology annotation, molecular function: serine-type endopeptidase activity.
AUUUGUCAGGGUCUUUGGAUUCACGGAUUCGUUACGCUGGUAUUACCGAUCGGUUUUCGAACGACAACGAUAUACCAUAAGGCAAUUGAGCAUGAAAGUGGUGUGCUUGAUUUUCGAAUUCCUGACGGUGGUACAACUGCUGGUCGAAGCUCAGAGUGGACAUGUGCAGGAGGCGAGAAGGGAGAUAUGGGACGCAAUGGGUCACCAUCGGCACCACCACAAUCACCCGUAUCACGGUUCACAUUGGGUGGAUGGACGGCGGGUGCAUCGCCUUCGGAUGCCACACCAACAACGAUGGAGUGGGCGGCGGCGAUCGCUCAAUCACCACCAGCCCUUCAGCCGGUGGUCACAGUGGUCACCAUGCGACGAGGAGUGCGUCAAGCGGCGGGAGCGAUUCUGCAAGGUUAAGCGGAAGUGUGGCCACACCAAGCACGUGGAGCAAAGCAAGUGCCGGCAUUGUCAUCCGGCACCUACUAUAAAGUGGCAACAGCCUUUAAUUUUAGACGAUAGCCACUUCCGCGAGAGGAACCCUCCACCUCCGCCUCCACAACCACAACCGCAGCCACAACCACAUCCACCACCUCCACCGCCUCCAUCAAUAAUAAUAAAUGCAGCAGCGGCUGCUUCAAGUGGACCGACCGUGGAUUAUCGAUAUACCGAGUACAAACCACCACCAAUUUCUGCACCAACUUAUCCACCAGUUUAUGCACCAACCUAUCCUCCACUUCAUCCACCGACUCAUCCUCCAACUCAUCCUCCAACUCAUCCGCCGACUCCUCCUUCGAAAUCGGUUGAGAUGGUUCGUCACCUGCCAAAAUACCCCGGAAAAGAUGUAUAUAGUGAGGAGGAUGUGGAAGAAGAAUCUGAACCUGACCCCGAACCCGAAGAAGAUUUGAUAAGCUCCGACGAACAGGGUGACUUCUUUGUACUCAAGCAUCAUCGUCACAGGAGACGGCAAAAUAACCACAAAAAACCAUCCCAUAGAAAACCUCUAAACGAGGACUAUGACGACGAUGACUUCGUGGACUUUGGCGAAAGAAAGUCCCUAAGACCCAGAAAUAUGGGUGAUGAUAGUAGUGUGGAGGGUGAUGUCUUCCAGUACGAGGACUUCGAUUUGCCGGAUCCUAACUACACGGACUCUGAGGAAUCAGAGACCGAAUUCCGUAACAUCAGCUGGGUACAGCCGCCCAAAGAUGGAAUGGGUCUAAGGAGACGAAGGGUCUAUUCCAAGUGGAGCCGAUGGACCAAGUGCUCGCCAAAGUGUACAACACGGAGAUAUAAAAAAUGCCGGAUCAAUGAUCAGUGUGGACGGGAGGUACUCCGUGAGAUUGCCUACUGCUACACGGAGGGCAGUUUCUGCCAGCAGUGGCUGCAGACGCAGUUCCAGAAAACACCCGCCUUCGAGACCAGACCGGGAUCCGGGUCACCGGCCAGCGCCAUGAGGAGGAUGCAGUCCGAGCAGCCGGAAGUGUCCAUGAAUGACCUGAACUACAUAAUGACCGGAAAGGGUUAUCGCGGACCCGAGUACACACCUCUCAAGCUGAACUGCGGCAUUGUACGCAGCGGAACUGGACGCAGGAGCAUGUCCAACAUGCUGAAGAUCAUCGGAGGUCGGGCGGCGAGGAAGGGCGAAUGGCCAUGGCAGGUGGCCAUCCUGAAUCGCUUCAAGGAAGCUUUCUGCGGCGGCACUCUUAUUGCUCCGCGUUGGGUUCUAACCGCCGCCCAUUGUGUAAGGAAGGUGCUCUAUGUUCGCAUAGGUGAACAUAACCUAAACUAUGAGGAUGGUACAGAGGUGCAACUUCGGGUAAUGAAGAGUUAUACACAUCCCAACUUCGAUAAGCGAACGGUGGAUAGCGAUGUGGCAUUGCUCAGGUUACCUAAGGCUGUUAAUGCCACCACUUGGAUUGGAUACUCCUGCCUGCCGCAGCCUUUCCAGGCGCUACCCAAGAACGUGGAUUGCACAAUUAUUGGAUGGGGAAAGCGUCGCAAUCGGGAUGCCACUGGGACCAGUGUGCUUCACAAGGCCACCGUUCCCAUUAUUCCAAUGCAGAAUUGCCGCAAGGUUUACUAUGACUACACUAUUACUAAGAACAUGUUUUGUGCGGGUCAUCAGAAGGGUCACAUCGACACUUGUGCCGGAGAUUCUGGCGGUCCUCUCCUUUGUCGGGAUACCACCAAACCCAACCAUCCGUGGACCAUCUUUGGCAUCACCUCGUUCGGCGAUGGAUGCGCCCAGCGAAAUAAAUUUGGCAUCUACGCCAAGGUUCCCAACUACGUGGACUGGGUGUGGUCGGUUGUUAACUGCAAUGGCAACUGCAAGAUGCAGUAGCAUCUCGGCGGGUACUUAGAAGUCGCGGACUUAUGUCCGUCACGUUUGCAGAGGCUGUGAAAAACUAAUUUACACUUUAAGUGUCCGAUCCGUGGAAGAAAUCUUCGCUAGAUCACCCUGUCACAAUUCAUUAUGUGCUCAUUUUACGAUCCUAAAGCUAGUUAACUAGAAGUUAAAAGGAACAAAGUCGAUUGUAAAUGUAGACAACCAAAUAUUUAUGUAAUUAAACCCCUAAAAAAGCACCUACUAAUUAAAAGGCUUAAUCUUGCUUAUACUUUUAACUCUCCUAAUGUACAUAACCGAACUCCCUAUGUUUUAUGUUUAAAAAUUAUAAAUAAUAUCGAAAAAUUCUUGUUUAAGAUUAAUAUUAUUAAAGGUUGUCUUAAGUGCAAACAGAAAUCUGAGAUGUCAGAUUAAAGAGUAAUCUAGAAUCAAAAUAUCCCUGUCAAUUCAAAUUAACCUUUUUUAUAUAAAACUGACGACAAUACGAAAUUAAUAGCCAUAUGAACUGU